AUGCACUUCGCUACCGCACUCCUUGCCUUUAGCGCAUCAACUCUUCUGGUCGAAGCCACUCCGACCUUUGGUCAUGGCAAAGAUACUUGUGGUCACAAGUUAUUUUGGUGGAAGCAGAAGGGCUGCUGCUUGCCGUAUGGUGGGAUAUCGAAGCCUCCCAGUCCUCCUGCAGGUCAUAGUUGCAUGAAGAAGUGGUACUGGAGCUCUGAGAACAACUGCUGUGUGCCCGAGAAGCCUACGUCGCCGGAGCCAUCGUGCGGACGGAGCUUGAAGUGGAAUCCGGAAACUUACUCGUGUGUACCAAACGGUGGAGGAGAGAGCUGCAACAAUGGUGACUUCUGGUGGGAUAACAAGAAGUGCUGUCUGCCGCACGGAGGGGUCCCUGUGCCUCCGUCCCCGCCGAGCGGUUACCAAUGUCCCAACAAAUGGUACUGGAAUUCCGAUAAAGGGUGCUGCGUUCCAUCGGUUCCUGAUGUGCUGCUACACCAGCCUGCCCCGCCAAGUGUUCUUGGAAGCCCGAGUCUUACUACUGUGCUCCCGAUCCAGCUCCUGCUCCACCCACCCCAGCUCCGGAGCCUCCCAAGACAGGGCCAGACUCUUGUUCAAAGACAGAGUUCUGGUGGGAGACUAAGAAAUGCUGCUUGCCUAUUGGCGGUCCACACAGUCCCCCGUCGCCCCCGGAGGGGACCUACUGCCCAUCCAAUUGGUACUGGAGCUCUUCUCGUAGUUGCUGCGUUCCAAAGUCCAAGCCUUAUGACAACAAGCCGCCUUCGUGCCCUGUCACUUGCUCUUGGGUCGCUGAAGCCUCUUGGUGCAAACCGUUCCCUACUGGUCCUUCGUCGUGCUCCAACGGCGAAUUCUGGUGGGCAGAUCGCAAAUGCUGUGUGCCUCAUGGUGGUCCUAAGAGCCCGGCAAAGCCACCGUCUGGCAAGACGUGCCCAAGCGGGUGGAGCUGGGGAGAGUCACAGAAAUGCUGCGUCCCCAGUUUCCCGCCUUUACAGCAGCCAACUUGUGGACUGGGUAGACAGUGGAGCAUCACUUCGUUCUGCUGUCUCGCAUCGGGCUUGA
This is a messenger RNA of Rhizoctonia solani, 1068 nucleotides long. RefSeq lists its product as uncharacterized. Bases 1 to 1068 code for a protein of 355 amino acids. Lineage: Eukaryota; Fungi; Basidiomycota; Agaricomycetes; Cantharellales; Ceratobasidiaceae. The transcript is spliced from 6 exons. The record is from RefSeq and is a predicted model, not a curated record.